Branchiostoma belcheri (Belcher's lancelet) is the source of this 2347-nucleotide messenger RNA. RefSeq names its product sodium/hydrogen exchanger 6-like. Gene Ontology annotation, cellular component: membrane; recycling endosome. Lineage: Eukaryota; Metazoa; Chordata; Leptocardii; Amphioxiformes; Branchiostomatidae. The transcript is spliced from 17 exons. The record is from RefSeq and is a predicted model, not a curated record. Gene Ontology annotation, biological process: sodium ion transport; regulation of pH; proton transmembrane transport. Gene Ontology annotation, molecular function: sodium:proton antiporter activity. The coding region runs from base 20 to 2224 and encodes 734 amino acids.
GCGGGUAGAGGGAAGUAAGAUGGCGGCCGUGAAGUGUAGAAAAUCGUGCGGGAGACAGUCCGGGCGGUUUCUCCGGCUCUCCUGGCCCCUCCUGGCCGCUCUGAUGCUCGUCUUACCGACGGUGGAGUCUCAGGAUGGACCUGCAGCGGCCAAGACGACACCAAGGCCAGCGAUCCCCGUUCUACCCACCGAGAAAGACUCGGAAAAGGCCGCGGAGGAGGAUCACAAGUUGGACAGCCUGAAUCUGAUGAUGUUUCUGUUCCUGUUGGUUUUGACCAUCCUCACGAUCUGGCUCUUCAAACAUCGGCGGUUCCGCUACCUGCACGAGACAGGCCUGGCUCUGCUGUACGGUCUGAUCGUCGGUGUGAUAAUUCGCUACACGAGUAACGAGGUCGUGCCGCAGCGGCCGGUGUCGCAGGUGGUUGCCGCGGGCAACAUCGAGGGGGACCCGCCCGGCAACAUCGUGCUGAACGUGAGCGCGGGAGAAUUCCUGUUCUCCAACCAGGGCCCGUACCAGGAGAACCAAGUCACGGUCAUCAACCCGGAGCUCAGCAAGGCGACCUUUGACCCAGAAAUAUUUUUCAACAUCCUGCUGCCGCCAAUCAUCUUCCACGCUGGCUACUCGCUCAAGAAGAGACAUUUUUUCCGGAAUAUCGGCGGGAUCCUGACGUACGCGUUCCUGGGAACGGCCGUGUCCACUUUCAUUGUGGGGUCAGUGAUGUACGCCUUUGUGCUGAUUGGUGCAGCUGCAGAUAUAGACUUCUCAUUCGUCGACUGCCUCUUCUUCGGCGCGGUCAUCUCGGCCACUGACCCCGUGACGGUGCUGGCAAUUUUCCACGACAUGCACGUGGACGUGGACCUGUACGCGCUCGUGUUCGGCGAGAGCGUCAUGAACGAUGCAGUCGCCAUCGUACUCUCAUCAACGGUGGAAGGCUACGGGAAGACGACCAAAGCGUUUGACGGCAUCGCCUUCCUGACGGCCUUCGGGAACUUCCUGGGAAUCUUUGCCGGGUCCUUCGGGAUAGGAGCUGUGAUGGGCUGUUUUACUGCUAUCCUCACCAAAUUCACCAAGAUCCGAGAACACCCCCUACUGGAGACCUGUAUGUUCUUCCUGAUGUCUUACAGCACUUUCCUUAUGGCGGAGGCUCUGGGCAUGACAGGUAUCGUGGCUGUUCUAUUCUGCGGCAUCACCCAGGCCCACUACACCUACAACAACCUGUCGGAGGAGUCCAAGGCUCGCACCAAGCAGCUGUUCGAGCUGCUGAACUUCCUGGCCGAGAACUUCAUUUUCUCGUACAUGGGUGUGUCUGUGUUUACCUUCCAGCACCACCAGUGGAAGGGAGGGUUCAUUUCAGCAGCUUUCCUUGCCAUUGGUCUAGGCAGGAUGUGUAACAUUUACCCUUUGACCCUGCUGCUAAACCUGGGCCGACACCAGAAAAUCAACUUCAACUUCCAGAACAUGAUGAUGUUUUCAGGGUUACGAGGGGCGGUGGCGUUCGCGCUGGCGAUCCGCAGCACGUCAGCGGGGGCGAGACAGCUGAUGUUCACCACCACACUCAUGAUCGUCAUGGUAACCGUGCUGUUCUGUGGCAGCCUGACCCUGCAGAUGCUGACCUGGCUCAAAAUCAGGGUCGGGGUGGACGAAGACCAGGAGAUUAGCCAACCGUUCGAGGCCGUCGACACGCACUCUCUGGACAGCAGCAUGCAUUCAGGCGCCGGAGGGAGCAGUAAGGAUAACGCGGUGGUAGUCUCAACUCCUCAGGGAGAUGCACAGAUAGACUCCAGAAGAAGAGGAAUGAGGUACGAGUCGGCCUGGCUCUUCAGAGUCUGGUACAACUUCGACCACAAUUACUUGAAGCCGACCCUGACACACGCAGGACCCCCCCUAACGGAGACCCUACCCCCCUGCUGCCUACCGCUGGCAAGAUGUCUCACAAGUACACAGGCUUACGAGAACCAGCACCAGAUCCAGGAGGACAGUGAUACGGACCUGAUUCUGGACGGCAGCGAGCUCUCGUACGGACGCGCAAAUUCCGGGAACGACCUCACGGCAACCGUGGUGACCACGCCUACCAACGCCACGCCCACUCUACCCAAGGCCCCAGCAGAAGAGGAUGGAGUAGAGGGUGACCUGGGCCUGGGCGACCACGAGCUUCGGACACGAGCGCGAGUCAUGAUGACGAUGAGCACAGGAGUACCCGGCAAGGACAGUAGCCAUGUAUGACCACCGGGUAUAUCGUACACGUAGGCUUACAGGUAGAACUUCUUAAACAUUAGAAAACGGAAAAUGCAUUUUUUGAGAACAAAAAAAAACAAACUAGGUUUUACUUGAGUACUGGAGUGCCAG